Molecule: messenger RNA, 3345 nt
Organism: Coccomyxa subellipsoidea C-169
Lineage: Eukaryota; Viridiplantae; Chlorophyta; Trebouxiophyceae; Coccomyxaceae
Exons: 13
Coding region: 1-3345 (1114 amino acids)
Cellular component (GO): precatalytic spliceosome
Molecular function (GO): zinc ion binding; single-stranded RNA binding; double-stranded RNA binding
Source: RefSeq, a predicted model, not a curated record
AUGCUGGCUGAAGCUCAGGAGGAGCUCCCAACAGAACCUCUUACAUCCACCGGGCUCAGGCAUCACACCACACCACUCGACCAGAAGGAGGCCCUGCUGGACGGCAAGGCCGCCCUGCAGAUCACUGCCAGCGCAGACUCGCGCACGCAGCAGGAGUUUGGGACCUUGCCACGCGCUCCUGAACACAAGGAGCACGCGGCAGGCUCCCAGGCCCCUGCUCCCAGCACAUGCAGCCCACCCCCUGACAUGCACCAGGCUUUAAGGGCAGAGGGCAGCGCAGCGGUGGAGGGAGCGCCACAGCGCGCCAGCACAGCUGCAGAGGGGGAGGUGCGGCAACAGGGAAGCGACACGACAGGGGUAGUCACAAGGGUGUGGAGGCGAGGGUCUCAGGACAGCGAGGAGGGGGGGUACUCCAGCAGCCCCAGCAGCACAGCCAGCACGCUCAUGCUCAAGCCGCUGACGCCAGCGCAGUCCGGGGAGCACCGGCUGCACGGCAUCAAAGAUGCUUCCGACGCUGACGCCGCUGCUGCAAAGGCGGCUGCCGCCCAGCCGUACACGGCAGCUGUGGGAGCCUUGGAUGCUGACGGCGAAUCCAGCGAUGGCGCGACUGUCUUGCGGUGCCGGGUGUGCCAGACGUCGGCGGAGAGCGAGGAGGAGUGGAGGGAGCACUGUGAUGGCGCCAUGCACCGCGCGCGCAGCCAGGGCAGCUGCGAGGUGUGCGACAUCUCUGCCACUUCGCCCGACCUCCUGGUUCAGCACCUGCAGGGGCGCAAGCACCUCCGCCGCCUUGCCGAGGAGGCCGACGCCGCCGGCGCCAGGCAAGCUGCAGAGUACCCAUGCGAUGUGUGCAAGGUGGUGACCUCCUCCGAGGAGCAGCUGGCAGUGCAUAUGGACGGCAAGAGGCACAGGAAGCACAUUGCAAUGGCCGAAGUCACCAGCUCACUCACUGAAGACACCGGCGCUGACGGUGAAGAGCUGCACUGCGAGCUGUGCGAUGUCACAGCCCCCAGCUCCACCCACAAACAGAUCCACCUCAGGGGCCAGAAGCACCAGAGGCGGGAGAAGCAGGAGCAGCACCUGACGGAAGCUGAGCAGCUGUGCAACAGCACGCUGGACUCUGUGCUCGACGAGCCGGGCCCAGACACCUGCGCAGGCCAUGCGCUUCAACCGGCACAGACCCAGUCACCUUCCAUGUACUCGACGGAGCCGCAGUGCGAGCAACCUGCGGCCGAGGCAGAUCCAUCGGCCGGCGCAGAGGCGGCGGCUUCCGGCGGGGCGGAAGCUGAGGCCGAGGGGGAUUGCGGGAUCUUGGUCUCCCGCGGCCGUGCGGCCGGAGCGAGCGGUGACGAGGAGGUGGAGUUCCAGGGCUGCGGCGUGCCGAGCGCGUUCGCCGACACGGCCGGCUUUGGAGGGAACGCCGCAGGCGACGAGGAUGAUGACGGCUCCGGCGGCGACGGGCCCGGCGACCGCCUCGGGGCCCUGCCCCGGCGCACGCUCACCCUCCGCCCCUCCGGUAUGCGGGUGCGUUUCAGCCAGAGCUUUGACGACGACGCGCUGGGGAGCGACGGCGAGGAUAGCAUGCGCCGGCUGAGUAGCAAGCCGCCGCUGGCGCCGAGCGGGGGCAGCGUGAGCCUCGCCGCGCAGCACUUCUGCCCCGUCUGCGGCAUCAUCGCCACCAGCCAGGCCAACCUGGAGGAUCAUGUGCGCGGGAGGAGGCACGCGCGCAGGCUGCAGUACAUUGGGAACAUGCCGGAGAGUGAGAGGACGCCCUUCAUGCAGCGCGUCGCCUCAGGCACGCCCCUGCUCCUAAUUCGAGCAAUGCUAUGCGACUGGCACCUGCUGCGGCGCAAGGACAGCACCAGCAGCACGGGCAGCAACGGCGACGCCAUGACGCUGCUGCGCAUCGGCUCCAUCACGCUGCCCUCCUCCAUGGACCUGCGCCAGUACCUGGAGCAGAUGCAGGAGGUGGGUGACGGGGACGACGAUGCCGGCCCAGCCGCCACCGCGGCGGCGGCCGCGCCGCCCGGGACUGCCUCGGCGCCGACAGCCGCGGCCGCGCACGGCGAUGCCGGUGCCAUACUCCAGGCCCCAGGCGCGAUGACGGAUGGGGCUGUGGACGCCCGCACUGAAGCGCUGCGCCCCGAGUGCUCAGACACUAGCGACAGCGAAGACUUUGCAGCUGCUGAAGCCGCCCAUGGCGAUGGCAGCGGCGAUAUUUCGAAUGGUCCAAAGGAGCGGCACGAGUGUGUUGUCUGCGGCAUCACCACCACGAGUGCCGCACAUCUGGAGGCGCACAUGCGCGGACGCAAGCACAAGCGGCGGGUGGAGGUGUCGGGCGCGCGCGUGCAGCGGCCAUCGUCGCACUACUGCAAGAUCUGCGACAUCACCACCACCUCAGCGCAGCACAUGGCCAUGCACGUCGCCGGCAAGGCGCACUUGCGGCGGCUGACCACGGGGCACCUGCCAGCAGCAGCGGCGCAGGCCGUGGCAGCUUCCGCAGCAGCGGAAGCUGCCGUGCUGGGUGACUCAGCGGCAGGCUCGCUGCAGGUCAGGGCCGCCUCCUCCACGUCAUCCCGCCAGCCGUCCCCGGCGCCGCGCAGCGCCGCCGAAGCUGCGGCCGCGGCGGCUGCGGCGGCAGCCGCCUCAACAGUGGCGCAUAACAGCGAAUUGAUGACCAGGCUCGACCGUGGAUCUUCCUUGAGGAGUGCGGAUGGCGGCCAAGCUGCAAAGCACAGACAGCUGCCGCAGUUGCACAUGCAGCAGCAGCAACAGCAGCAGUGGGCGUUGCACCAGCAGCACAUGCCGGCCAUGCAGGCGGGCGCUGUGCUGCACCCGUCCUCGCCCUAUGGAGUCCAGUACGUGGGCUACUACCCCCAGCAGCAGGCCUUCUACCAGGCCCACGUCCCUGGCCAUCAGCGCACAAUGCAGGGCUACAUGCCGCCGGCCGGCUGGGCGCAGUGGGGUCCCCAUUCCGGGGGGUUCCCUGGCCGUGAAGCGGCGUUCUCUGCCGCAGCCGCCGCCCCCGGGGCGGCCUUUGCGCAGCACCCCGUCAUGUACGCGGCUGCGCAGCUCAGCCCCCGCUACGCGUACGCGGCGAUGCCUCCCCAGCCGCAGGCGGGCGGGUAUGUCGCCGCGCAGCAGCAGCCGGGGCACUAUGUGAAUGGCGGGGGCGUCGGCUACAUGGGUGCUGCCGGCGCGGCGCCGUUCGCGCAGCCGGGGCUCCAGCAGGGCGCAGACUACAACUGCGAGGUGUGCGGCACAACUGCAACAGACCUGGAGACCUACAAGCAGCACAUUCGCACCAAGCCGCACUUGCGCCGUGUCAACAACAAUCACCGCCAGUAA